CCGGUGGCGCUGGGGAGCGGGGAGCCCCGGGGAGGACCCAGCCGCGGCGCAGCAUGUUCCAGCCGGCGCCCAAGCGCUGCUUCACCAUCGAGUCGCUGGUGGCCAAGGACAGCCCCCUGCCCGCGUCCCGAUCGGAAGACCCCAUCCGGCCGGCGGCGCUCAGCUAUGCCACCUCCAGCCCCAUGAACCCCUUCCUCAACGGCUUCCACACGGCCGCCGGCAGGGGCGUCUACACCAACCCGGACUUGGUCUUCGCCGAAGCGGUGUCGCACCCACCCAACCCCGCCGUCCCGGUCCACCCGGUGCCGCCGCCGCACGCCCUGGCCGCCCACCCCCUGCCCUCCUCGCACUCGCCCCACCCCCUGUUUGCCUCGCCGCAGCAGAGGGACCCGUCCACCUUCUACCCCUGGCUUAUCCACCGCUACCGAUAUCUGGGCCACAGGUUUCAAGGGAACGAGACCAGCCCCGAGAGCUUCCUCCUGCACAAUGCACUGGCCCGAAAGCCCAAGCGGAUCCGCACAGCCUUCUCCCCGUCCCAGCUACUGAGGCUGGAGCACGCCUUCGAGAAGAACCACUAUGUGGUCGGGGCGGAAAGGAAACAGCUGGCCCACAGCCUCAGCCUCACGGAAACUCAGGUAAAAGUAUGGUUUCAGAACAGAAGGACAAAGUUCAAACGGCAGAAGUUGGAAGAAGAAGGUUCGGAUUCCCAACAGAAGAAAAAAGGGACCCAUCAUAUUAAUCGAUGGAGAAUCGCUACCAAACAGGCCAGUCCAGAGGAAAUAGACGUCACUUCAGACGAUUAAAAAAAUACACACAAAACAAAAAAGCACACACAAACAAUAACGAUCCAGAGAGAGAAGAACAAAAACAAAGCAAACUAACAACCGCCCACCAAAAAAAAAAGCCGGCACUUAUGAGACUUUUCAGCAGCAAGUGUUAAGGAUCAUAACCCAAGGCAGAGUGACUAUGCGGGAGAAAAAGCGAGAAGGUUCUUCUUAAUCAAAAUGCAAUUCUCGUCGAAAGAGGCAGCUGAGAGAAAGGGGGAGAAAGAGAGAGAGAGGUCCAAAAUGUGGCACAGCCAGCCCGGCUCUGGCAAAGGGAGUUGUCAAUCAAAAGCCAAACCUCCGAGACAAGCUGAUUGACAGGUAUUCCGUUUAUUGCAGUCCACUUUUAAAAAAUGAUAAUGAUGAUAAUGGUGAUGAUGAUGAUGGUGAGGAUGAAAACAAAAAAUAACCAGCCCAGCACAGGACAUUUUUUGCACUUCGCAGUUUUCCAAUCUUUUUUUUUAAAAAAAAAAUUACUAAUAAUCGAAAUUCCAUAUCCAGCCCAAAUCCCACGCCUGUUUCUGAAACACGACUAGCAUAUUCCAGCCGUUGGGCGAACGGUUCUAAAGACAGAAAAUGAAAUGUAUUUUUUUCUUUCCUUUAAAAACAGGUUCCGUGUGCUUUUUCAGUUUUCGUUUUAUGAGAAAUGUGCAGUCUGUAAGCAUUUAUUGAUAACUUCUGACGUCAAAGUGAUUGUGGAAGCUAAACGAAGUAGCAGCUCACCAAUAGUGUUCCUCUAAAAGGAAAAAAGAAAAGGGGAGAAUCUGA
This is a messenger RNA of Tachyglossus aculeatus (Australian echidna), 1592 nucleotides long. RefSeq names its product empty spiracles homeobox 2 (gene EMX2). Gene Ontology annotation, molecular function: DNA binding; DNA-binding transcription factor activity, RNA polymerase II-specific. The transcript is spliced from 3 exons. Gene Ontology annotation, biological process: neuron differentiation; regulation of DNA-templated transcription; brain development. Lineage: Eukaryota; Metazoa; Chordata; Mammalia; Monotremata; Tachyglossidae. The record is from RefSeq and is a predicted model, not a curated record. Bases 54 to 803 code for a protein of 249 amino acids.